CUGUUCUUGGUCAUGUAAAACUGAAGGACUUUUUCUUGCACCAAACUCUUCAAACAAUUAACGAAUCGACACAGUCAAGUUUACAACACUAUUAGUCUGUGGGCCAAAUUGACCAUACGAGUGAUACAAAAGUACUUCAUUUGACGUUCGUCUAUUAAAGCUUUUUUGGUUCGUUUUAUUGUUAAAUAUGGUGAAUUGUGCAGUUUUAAUGUGUAAAAGAAGAUCAAAAACUUCGAAAUUACGCGAACAUAAUGUCUCCUAUCACAAGUUUCCUAGAGAUCCUACAGUAAGACAAGAAUGGAGAAAAUUUUGUAAUAGAAGUAAUAAAUGGUAUCCUACACAAACAAGUGCCAUUUGCUCAGAUCAUUUUACGCAAUCCAGUUUCAAGAUAUAUUCAAACAUCAAGCGAAUAUUGAAUAAAGGAGCAAUACCUACACUUCGCACCUGCUACUGUUCGAAAACAAAACAAGAACAACAUAAUAAAAAUGAGGAGCCAUCGAAACUCCAACAGCAAACAUCGAAAAAGACACCUACCAAAAAUGUGGCAAUUUCUACGUGUAAGAAGACUAAGAGUGUUUUGUGCGAUAAAAACAAAACCAUUAAGAAAUUGCGAGAUAACAAUCGAUAUUUAAAAAACAGAGUUACUACAUUAAAAGAAAGUGUAAAAAAGCUACAAGAGAAGUCCGUAGUAAUUAAGGAAGAAAGUACAUUAGAAGAAAAUGAAACUUCAGAAAACAAAAACACGAAAAGGUCAAGGAACAUGAGCAAAGAUCAAGGGGAAGUUGCCCUUCCAACGGAAUGCGGAUUGGCGGAAUGCCGGACAUGUCUCCAGGCAAUUGAUAAUAACUCAGUUUUGGUCGAUUUAUUUCAAUGCUGGGUACCACCUUGGGAUGGAAUGGAGUCUACUAUAGCUGAGGAUUUAGCAAAACUCGCCAAUGUUCAGAUCACACAAACAGAUAAAUAUUCGAAAGUUAUAUGUGAGCCUUGUUGUCUAAAACUACAGAGUGCAUGUGAUUUUGCAUACAUUGUACGAAAGAAUGAUAGAUUACUUCGCCAGAAACAUCCACAGUCACCUGAAAAUAUUGACAACAGUAACAAGACAAUAUGGCCUAAACCCAUUCAAAUAGAUAAAAAUAUUAAUGGGACAUAUGAGAAUUAUGGAGACGUUGAAAUCAAGCAAGAAGUGAUGUCAGAAGAUGAAUAUAUGGAUGAUAAUAAAGAGGAAAUGGCCAGUUUAGAAAUUAAAAUUGAACCCGAAGAGCUAAUGCAACCUAUGUUAUUGCAACCACAAGAAAAUGAACAAAUUGAUGGUGCACAAUCACCUUAUCUGGAGUUAAAUGGCCAUGUUUUUCAUGAGUCAAAAGAGGAAAUUCCGUUAACAAAUGGUAAUGAUUGUAAAGAGGAUCUUCUGGAGAUAAAGGAAGAACCACUAAGUGAUAUAGAAGAUGGAGAUGUGAUACCAACAGAUCUCCCUCUAGUGUGUAUGCUGUGCUGCAAAGAACUGAACAGUGUUACUGGUUUGAAGGCUCAUGUAAUUGCUCAACAUUCUUAUAAAUCAGUAAAACGAAAGUCUGGAAGUUGUUCACCAGAGAAGAGGAAACGGAAGCAGGAAUUUGUUUGUGGUACAUGUCAAAGGAGAUUUAUGACAUCAACAGAUCUAAUGGUUCAUGAGACUUGUCACAACAAAAGUAUAUGUUACGCAUGUUCAGCAAAGUUUGAUUCAUUUGAACAGCUCACAAAGCACAGUCGAAAGUGUAAAGCUAUUGCAAAUAAGGAGCCUCAAAAACCCAAGACUUUGGAGGAUGUUAAAAGAGUAAACAAUAGUAAAAGAGAACGUCAAAAACAAUACAGGGAGCGGAACAGAGACAAAUUGAAACAUCGUGAAGCGGAAAGAAGAAAGCGUAUACAAUCUUCACAAAGCAUUAUCGGAUCUACCUCUUCAAACUCAAAUAUAAUGGAAGUAAAUAAUGAAGAACCAGUAACUGCUAUUUCAUCUCCUCUUCAAAAUAAAAGAGACCGUCAAAAAAGAUACAGGGAAAAGAACAGAGAAAAAUUGAGUCAGCGUGAAGCGGAAAGAAGGAGACGUCUACAGAAUGCAGAAAGUAUUAUAGAAUUACAUUCUUCUCCAAAUAUAGAAAAUAGAGAAAUAAUUACAGAACCAAUAAAUAGAUGAAACCAAUAAUUCGUGAUUCGUUUUCCAUCAGUCAACCGAUAAAGAAACCAGCAAAUGUGACUUUUAAAUGUGAGUUAUGU
Molecule: messenger RNA, 2253 nt
Organism: Papilio machaon (common yellow swallowtail)
Lineage: Eukaryota; Metazoa; Arthropoda; Insecta; Lepidoptera; Papilionidae
Exons: 12
Coding region: 188-2173 (661 amino acids)
Cellular component (GO): nucleus
Molecular function (GO): zinc ion binding; sequence-specific DNA binding
Source: RefSeq, a predicted model, not a curated record